GGCGUGCACGUCUUCUGCUGACGUAAAACAGCAAUGGCGGAAACAAUGAUGCUAACCGGUGAGAGUUUCCCUUCCGCGAAGGAGUCCACUUGUAGCAAAUUGUCCAGCUACACGGACUGCAUGAGUGCCCUGCUCAAGCUGCUGGCCGACCUCGUCAGCGAGCUCAAAUUAGGUGACGCCGCUUUGAGGAUGGAAGUCAACCUGGAUGCCUUGAAUCCACAGCCGUCGGACGCCGCUCACACUUACGACUGUCUACAACGGCACAUCAUUAAGCUACAGGCCAUGUCGGAGAACCUCAAAACGCUGGCAGAGGCUCCAACUCGUGAGUCACUUGAGACCGAGAAAGAAAUGCCGCAUGACACCGCGUCCUCAUCCGCCCUCCGCCGCAGCCCGUCAACGCCGCCCCUCCCUGACGCGUCCGAUGACGUUUUGGUGCAAAUCCGUGCCGGCAAGUCUGAGAUCGAGCGCAGGAUAUCUGCAUUUAUGGAGCGCAAGCAGAUGGAGAUCAAUGAAAACAACGUGCGCGAGUUCUGCAACGUGAUCGACUGCAAUCAAGGGGAGAGCUGCGCCAGAACAGACGCCGUGUUCACGCCGUUCCCCGGAUUUAAAAGCCACGUCAAAGUCACGCGGGUGGUGAACACAUACGGACCUCAGACCCACUCCGGAGGCCAAGGAGAAGCUGGCGAACAGGCACGAAGCCUUGCCACACAAGACUGCGGCAACCCAGCCAUCGAGGAACGCCUCAACAACAUUGAGGCUCACCUCAGACUCCCGACAGCGGGCCCAGUUCCUGUGAGUGUCUACCAGAGGCUAAAGAAGCUGGAGGACCGCAUCUUACAGCUGGAGGGACUCUCGCCAGAGUAUUUCCAAUCCACGAACCUCCCACACAAGAGACCCAAGACCUCCCCUGCUCAGGCCUGCAGUCUGACCGAGCUGGAUGAGAAGAUUAGCGCCGUCAAAGCAGCCCUGCUCAAGAAGGCCAAUGACUUCCAGCCUGCAUAUGGACCCGAGUUCCCACUUUGACACGAUUUGGUGGAAUUGUGAAAUUAGCUGUAGCAAUGGACCCAGAUGAUAAUGUUUUGGCUGACAUAGAAAACUUACAUGAGGAAACCAAGGCCUGUUUUGUCUGCGUUGUUUCAGUGCAUCCCCAGUCAGGUAUAAUGCUCCCCUGCGUAAAUAAAUGUAAAUUUAGCGCUUUGAA
Molecule: messenger RNA, 1201 nt
Organism: Syngnathus acus (greater pipefish)
Lineage: Eukaryota; Metazoa; Chordata; Actinopteri; Syngnathiformes; Syngnathidae
Gene: mbip
Product: MAP3K12 binding inhibitory protein 1
Exons: 9
Coding region: 34-1023 (329 amino acids)
Cellular component (GO): cytosol
Source: RefSeq, a predicted model, not a curated record